AUGGAUAGUGCCGGGAAACGUGAAACUCGUCCACCCGAUCGACUGCUCGACGCUCUAUUGAACUCUAACAAGAUCAAAACAGUUCCCGUAACCAUGACCACUACGGUCACUACUUCGAACCCACCUACGAUAACCACGACAGCUCCGUCAAUGCCUGGUAACCCUUCAGCCAAUCAUCAAUCCAAAACAACAUCCUCAGAAAAACCUGGAUCGGAUCCGGGUGUUCAGGCGAUGCUCAGGCAGGUGAUGACCGACCUUGCCAAAAACCAUGCCCAGACUACAGCAAAAAUUGAGAAACUACAUCUAGGAACCGAAGAAAAAUUUACUCAGUGUCUUAAUCAAUACCACCUAACAGAUACUCGACUGGCAAAAUUAGAAGACGACAACGUAGAACUCAGAGCUCAAGGUCUCCAACAAGCCACUACCAACAGUAAUGUGUCCGGUCGACUUACCACACUCGAAGAUGAUAUUGUACACAUGAGAAAUGACGUAUCCCGGCUAGUUGAUCAAUAUCGAGUAUCCAACAAUCCGGAUUUAUCACAUAUUCUGAAACCGACACCUCUGUCAUCCACCUCAGCUGAAAAUUGUUCAGUCAAUUAUAACACAUCAUCGAUACCUCCGGCGUUUCCAUCGAUAAACCAACCAGCUGGUAAUUUGACGAUGUUUGAUUCAGCGCGAUCAUCUUUUCUUGGGCCUCAAGAACGUUUUCAAGAUGCCGUGGCUGAAUUUUCCGGACAAAUUAAAGUUCUUCAUCCAGAAAAGUUUAUCGCGCAAGUUGACGCCUAUUUCGAAAGUGUAUUCGUAUCACCUGCUCAGCAACUCAUAUCUGCUCAACGUCGCUUAGUCGGAGAUGCGCAAGUCUGGUAUGAAUCACUGAUCCCAUCGCCCCGAACGUAUGCUGAAUUCCGUCUAUCUUUCCGCCAACAUUUUUGGUCUUCAGCCACCCAACGUAAGGCCCGAAAUGAAGUCUUCCGCCCCUAUCAGUAUACCCGAUACGAUGGUUUAGCCACCCAUGCUAUGAAAUGGAUUGCUGGGGCAAAGUAUCUAUCUCCGCCUAUUGAACAAGCUGACCUUGUGUCUACCAUCAUCCAACAUUACCCCACGCCACUAGGAAUGGCUAUCCGUGGUCGAGGCCCUCGUGAUACAAACGAGUUGCUAUCGGUGUUAAAAGAAUUUGAGGAGUCUGCCUCAUUUUGUGAACGACGUCGUGAGGAAAACAAUACCCGACCACCCUUUCAACACCAGGCCGAUGUAAAUCAACAGCCCCGGAACAAUUUCCGACGAGACAAUAAUAACAGGUAUCAACCUCGUGCACCGGUUCAGGAAAGUGCCGUACCUCGACCAGUGACCCAGAUUAAUGUCUCGGGAAACGCCGACGAGGCUCGUGCGUAA
Messenger RNA from Macrosiphum euphorbiae (potato aphid), 1392 nucleotides. The record is from the annotation of a GenBank genome assembly. NCBI's taxonomy places the organism in Eukaryota, Metazoa, Arthropoda, Insecta, Hemiptera, Aphididae.